Messenger RNA from Chrysemys picta bellii (western painted turtle), 2102 nucleotides. It is a transcript of the gene RHO, whose product is annotated as rhodopsin. The record is from RefSeq and is a predicted model, not a curated record. Gene Ontology annotation, molecular function: G protein-coupled photoreceptor activity. Gene Ontology annotation, cellular component: plasma membrane; photoreceptor outer segment. Gene Ontology annotation, biological process: visual perception; G protein-coupled receptor signaling pathway; phototransduction. NCBI's taxonomy places the organism in Eukaryota, Metazoa, Chordata, Testudines, Emydidae.
CAUAACACCUUCCUGGGAAAGCCAAUUAACAGUUGAAAUCCUAGCUUGGAUUAUUAUGAUCAAUAAUGCCAUAAGCCUUAAUCAUGCUGACACUGACUUUGAAAGCUUACCCAAGGUGGCACUUUAUAAAGGCUGCAAUGCUGAGAAUAGCAUUACCAGCUUCUGCUCAAAUGUUAAGAAGGAGGUGAAUUUCAAGAGGGGAGCCUCAAAGGAAGCAAAACAUACUUGUAAGAUCAAAAAUACCUCUGGAACUGCAACCAUGAAUGGAACAGAGGGUCCAAAUUUCUAUGUGCCUAUGUCCAACAAGACAGGGAUAGUACGGAAUCCAUUUGAGUAUCCUCAGUACUACCUUGCUGACCCAUGGAAGUUCUCUGUACUGUCUGCUUACAUGUUUCUGCUGAUUCUCCUUGGCUUCCCUGUCAAUUUCCUGACUCUGUAUGUCACCAUCCAACACAAGAAACUCCGGACGCCCCUCAACUACAUCCUUUUGAACCUGGCCUUUGCUAACCUCUUCAUGGUCUUUGGAGGAUUCACCACCACCAUGUACACCUCAAUGCAUGGUUAUUUUAUCUUUGGGACAACAGGCUGCAACGUUGAAGGUUUCUUUGCUACACUGGGUGGUGAAAUAGCUCUGUGGUCCCUAGUAGUCUUGGCCAUUGAAAGAUAUGUGGUGGUCUGCAAGCCCAUGAGCAACUUCCGAUUUAGUGAGACCCAUGCCCUCAUGGGUAUCAUUUUCACCUGGGUCAUGGCCCUGGCCUGUGCUGCUCCUCCACUGUUUGGAUGGUCUAGGUACAUCCCAGAGGGUUUGCAGUGCUCAUGUGGAAUUGAUUAUUACACUCUGAAACCUGAGGUCCACAACGAAUCUUUUGUCAUCUACAUGUUUGUGGUUCACUUCCUCAUUCCACUGAUCAUCAUUUCCUUCUGUUAUGGGCGCCUGGUCUGCACUGUUAAAGAGGCCGCAGCUCAGCAACAAGAAUCUGCCACCACCCAGAAAGCCGAGAGAGAAGUUACUCGCAUGGUCAUCAUCAUGGUUAUUUCGUUCCUCGUUUGCUGGGUCCCCUAUGCCAGCGUUGCUUUCUACAUUUUCACCCACCAGGGAUCUGACUUUGGCCCUGUCUUCAUGACCAUCCCAGCUUUCUUCGCCAAGAGCUCUGCUAUCUACAACCCGGUGAUUUACAUUGUAAUGAACAAACAGUUCCGUAACUGCAUGAUCACCACCAUUUGCUGUGGAAAGAACCUGCUGGGUGAUGACGACGCUUCUGCUGGCACCAAGACAGAGACUUCCUCAGUCUCCACCAGCCAGGUUUCUCCUGCAUAGAUCCCUCAUGGAAGCCGCUGAUCUCGGAGCUGGCAUGCCUUGUCAGCAAGGGCACGCAAGUCCCAUUUGCAUGCAUGUAGUCAUGUCCACCAUCACCACCGCCUGCAUGUGAUUCACAGUUAACCCAGCAGAAUGGACUUUUCAGUUCUGACAAUAGAAAUCAUUUGAACAAGGCUGUACAUAUUUUUUUUUAAUUAAAUAUAAAGGGCUAGCUCCUCAGGUGGUGUAGAUGUGUGUAUAUCCAUUGACUUGUGUAGAGUUAUCCCCAUUUACACCGACUGAGUAUCUGGGUCAUACAGAGAGACGAAUGUUCUCCUUUCACAGAAUGGAAAAGACUAGUGAGGCCGCAGCCUUGUGGAUUCAUCCCUACCAUGGCGACUGUUCUGGAUGUGAACCACAGAGGCUAUGGUUAGGAAAGCCCACUGUAAAGACCCAAGACACAGCAAUCUAGCGAGGGAUGAAGUAUACCCGUGUUACAAAGCUGGGAUCAGUGGGGGCGCAUGAAACCUAGUGAGCAGUGGGUAGGGUUGCCACCUCUCUGGGUUUUACCUGGACAAUCCGAUUUUUGGCUUCUGUGUCCGGGUACCAUUUAGAAUUGCCAGAUGCCCGGUUUUCAACUGGAAAGUCCAGUCGAAAAGGGGACCAGGCAGUGUCUGGUCAGAUGUACUAACCAGACACCACAAAUCUGGUUACCGCAAGGCAUGGGGAGGCACCAGGUCGUUAACCCACACCAGCCCCUGCUCAGCUGGGGCCAUCUCCUACCUCCCGGGGGCUCCUUGUCAGG